UGUUUAAUGUUUUGUUUUUUUUUUCAGUAAAUAUGCAAUGUUGUGGAUAAUAUCUUCAAAAAUUUGUAUAUUUCAUCGGCAUCUCGGCCUCGUCGUUCCUAAAUCAAAAAAGAAUACUGGUAUAAUUUUGUAAAUAGUGCCGAUUAGGAAAUAAAUAAUAAAAUGUCUCCAAAGUGGAAUAGUGAUUAUUACAUUGCUUUAGAAUGUAAAGACUUGCAAGCUAAUGCUAUGGCAAUCGAUUCUACAGGAAAUUUCGUUUUAUUAGCUGGAAGAAGAUUUUUAGCCUUAAGAAAUUUAGACAUAAUUGAUAGUAACAUUGAUUCUGUUGUACAAAAAUUCCCAAGGCAAAGUAAAUACGAAGUUGGAGCUGCAGAAUGGAAUCCCACCAAUUAUCAUAAAGAAUUAUGCGUUAUCUCGAGCAAUCAACGACUGGAAGUUUUAACAUGGAGAAUGGACGAAUUGAUCCAAACGUUUUCAGUUCGUGCCCACACAAGAGUAAUAACUGACUUAAAUUGGCAUAAGUUUGAUCCAAACCUUUUAGCUUCAUGUUCUGUAGAUACUUUUAUUCAUUUGUGGGACUUGAGGGACUCCCGCCGUCCUACAUUGUCUCUCUCAGCCAUAGCAGAAGCAUCACAGGUACGAUGGAAUAAGGUUUCUUCACAUUUAUUAGCUACUUCCCAUGAAGGAGAUAUAAAAAUUUGGGACCAAAGGAAGGGUACUGCACCUGUGCAGUAUAUAUCUGCCCAUUUGUCUAAAAUUCAUGGAUUAGAUUGGAGUCCAACUUCAGAAAGUUAUAUUUGUUCUUCUAGUCAGGAUCAUACUGUUAAAUUUUUUGACACAACUAAUCCAAGAAGGGCUGAAUGCAUACUGCCUACAACUGCUCCAGUAUGGAGGGCUAGAUAUACACCUUUUGGCAAUGGUUUGGUUACUGCUGUUGUACCACAGCUGAGGAGAGGUGAAAAUAGCCUUUUGCUAUGGAAUACAGCCAAUCGAGCUACCCCAAUGCACACUUUUGUUGGUCAUAGAGAUGUAGUUCUAGAAUUUGAAUGGCGAAAACAGAGACCUGGCGAUACGGACUUUCAAUUAGUAACCUGGUCAAAAGAUCAAACAUUACUAGUUUGGAGAAUAGAACCUUUUAUUCAAAAAUUAUGUGGUUACGAACCAGUUGAAUCGAAAGAUAGUAAUGAAAUUUAUGGUGCAGAAAACUUGAGAUUUUUCAAGAAAACCUCUCCCAGGGUACAACCACUCCAGCAAGAAUUCUCUUUGCUUAACGUACUGAUACCAAAUCUUAUUAUUUUAAAAAUGGAUCCAGUUGCUAGGAAUGUCCUAGUUAAAGCUACUAUUAACAAUUUUAUAGUCGUGCUAAAGGUUAGCUUUCCUAGUGCUUAUCCCCAUGGAGUGCCUCCUGGAUUCGAGGUCAUAAAAGAAGGGUCUAAUGUUAAUGAAUCAAUAAUAAUCCAACUCCUGCAAAUGUUAAAACAUUUAGCACAGCAGAGGGUCUCGAAAAACCGGACUUGCUUGGAACCAUGUCUUAGACAGAUGGUAACAACCCUAGAACAACUUUCAAGCGAUACUGAGAAUAAUAGGAUAUACAACAGGCCAUACUUAGAACCCUCUAGCCUAUUUGCAGGUUAUAAUGAUGCUUACAUACCAUUUCCUAGGACUUCUGGAGCGAAAUUUUGCUCUGUUGGUAUGCUGGUUUGUUUUGGAAGACAUGUAAAUCCCAGAAGAUUAUCUAUGAAAAUUGAUAUAGCCCCAAGAGGGUUGUCUUCAACCCCAAGAGCCCUGUCUGCAUUAGAAAACAUUUAUUCUAAAAGAAAUGACGAUUAUAUGACAGUCUCAGGUUUUUACUACCAAAGGCAGAGAUCCAGAGUUAAACAUAACUACUCAAAAUUCACGAAAGCAGUUGUACACAUCUAUGAUGUAUUGGGUUUAUUUUUUGUGAAUAGACAGCUUGCCGAAGAAUAUAUUUUGGAUGGAGAUGUGGGUACUAUAUGUAAACAUAAUGCAGCUGCAUCAGCUGUGGUAGGUCGAUGGGACUUGGUUCAAGCUUGGACACUGGCUGAAUUGGUUGCAGGACCUGAGCAAGCUGAUGAAGAGAAUUCGUGGAACAAUCAUCCAUUUGGCAAUAAAUUGAUGGAGUCCCUAAUUGGCCAUUAUGCUAUACAACAUGACAUUCAAAUGGCAGCUAUGCUCUGUUGUAUUUUCGGCAAAGAACAUGACAUAUUUACUAGGAAGGCUUCUUUGAAAUCUCUAUUAUCUCCAGUGCAACUAGUACCUGGAAAAAAGUGGUUUAAGUCGGAAGGAUCACCAUACCACACAAUACCACCAGCAGAUAUCGUAGCAGACGGAUGGGUGUUGCCAAUGCUUCGUACCACUAGGUCCACCUCAUUAGACAACCUCACCAUAGAAUGCACCAUUAAAUUACAUCAUGCUCCCAUCAAAAUUAUACCAAAUUCUCUCUACGAAUACUAUAAGCUUGCAUACGCCGACACUCUGCACAGAUGGGGGCUGAUUUAUCACAGAACUGAGGUCCUGAAGUACAUGUGCAAAACCCCAGAAACGCACAAAGGUGUAGAGUUCAUCAGCGACUGCAAAGAUUGCAUGAAACCAGCCAAAUUCGGCAAUUGCAGCUCUUGUAAGAAAGUGACUUUAAAAUGCAUCGUCUGUCAUCUCUCAGUGAGAGGUUCUGCUAACGCCUGUGUCCUGUGCGGUCACGCCGGGCAUACAAAAUGCCUAAAGUGGUGGCUUUCUUUAAGUGACGUGUGUCUGACUGGGUGCGGUUGUAAGUGUUUGGUACAGACGGCUGGAAUGUUUACUCCCUAGCAUUGUGGCAGAAGGAGAAGCGGAUUGAAUGUGAUAAAUUCUAAUACGAUGUGAUAAUUUUAUGGAAGUACCAUUUCGGGAUAGCUUUAAGUUGUUUUGUAAUUGAGGCUAAAUAAAUAUGAAUUAGACUUUUAAAUAGGAAAUAAUUUCAAAUAUUUUAACAUUAAGUAUCAAAUAUCUUGUCGUAUUGAAUCUGGAUUUAUAAAUUUCGUUGAGUUCGCGUUCAGUUCGAGUUCAACAUAAACAAAGCAGAACGUGCGUAGUAAUUUAUACACUUCGAUCGUUGACGUUCGCGCUCAGUUCGAAUUCAGUUGACGCUGAGAGAUGACCAACUUUUUUGUUCGCUGUUCCAACGUUUGACGCGAAGUCGAGCCAAUGGAAAACACGUAUUUGGUUAUUUCACCACGCAUGCGUCAAAGCGAUCAUAAAACGACAUGGUAUAUUUGUUUUGGGUACGAAAUUAUAACGGAUUUAUAAUUAUUUUAUAACCAACACCAUCUACAAAUAUAAUUAAAACAAAAUAACAACGAAAUAUAAUUUAUUUUGUAGAGAAUGUUGUUAUGUCUUGUCAAAUCAAACGUCAACAUUCGCAGCGACGAAUAAACAACCGCCAACGAAUUUAUAAAUUGAGUAAAACGCGAGCGUAGUAUAAACUGAACGCCAACUGAACAUAGCUUAUAAAUCCAGCUUUAAAUCUGUUCUUUUAUAAAAAAAAAUGUAUUUUUCACUUCUAAUUAUUAUUAGCAGCCGUCUUUGAUAUUUUUUUCAAUACUACUAGCAUUACUUACCUACUUUGUUUUUGAGCUAAGAAUAUGAAUUUCUUUUUCUAGUUAUUACUGCUACUUCUUUAUUAAGUUUGUUCCAACAACGAUCUUGGAACCAUACAUAAUCUGUCGACAAAUAGUAAUUGACAACAUGUCUAGUGAUUAGCAAUAUCUUUAUUUUUUAGAAACAGCGUUAUUUGUUACUGGGGUUUAUAAAUAUCACUUAUUUUAAGUUGCGACGUGAUCACGGUUUGAAAUGACUUGUUCUACUGAUACUGAUAUGUAUUCUGUAAGUCUGUACAUCUAAUGUGUUAUAAUAGGAACAAGAUCGAUUGUAGGCGCACGUCAAACUAUUUAUGAAAUAUAAACCUUAUGAAUGAAUUUAAGGAACUAUUUGGAAUAUAAUAAUUUAAAAAAUGAGAUAUAUUAUCAUUCAAUGACUAAUAAUUUAUUAAAAUUAGAAUUUUGUGUUUAUCCUACAGCACCAUCUUUCGAUUAAUGAUUGACCUUUCAAUAAUAUCUUGUUGGUGGUUUUGAGAAAUCUGUAAAAUAUUACUGAAUAUUCCAAUGUUCGAACAAAUGAUUGCAAAAUGACGAGAAGACGGAAACGAAAAAAUCACAGUCACAGUUUGGUAACAACUUUAGUAACAGUCGUCACCUGAUACUUUUUAAUAUCACCGAAAAACAGUUCCUGAAAUAUCGCUCAUCACUAAACCUGUCGGGAUUGGGAUCAACUCGGAACUCGGUUGUAUUGGAACACAUUUUUAUUAAAUUCAACAGAUGCACUAUUACAAUAAUAAACCACAAAAUAAAAUAAAUGUUAAUGAACAAUAGCUAUGAAAACUAAACUCGAUUGACAAAUAUAAAUCAGAGCUGUCAGAGACGAUAUGAUCAGGUUAUUGCGGCUUUGCUCCUGUCUUGACAAUUCGUUCCUUUUCAGAACCAGGAAUUGAUUUGACAUUACACAAAUAGGUGUGUGAUGAGUUUUGCCCAGACAGCACACCAAAUCCUUUGGAUAUCUACUGAACAUCCCAAUAUCCACUGAAUGUCCAGUCUAUGGUGGAUAUCUAUUUUAUAUCCAUAAAAUGUAAUUUAUAGAUAUGCAAAUGUCCAUAAAUAAUAGUAAUUAUAUAGCAAAUUAUUAAAAAAUUACGCCAUUGUGCUCGCCAUUGUGGCUAAUAGUACCGUUCAGAUAUUUAAAAUUAAUUUUUUUAAGGUGUAUUCAAUAUCCCAUGGACAUCCACAUAUAUCAAAGUCUUAGCGCGGACGCAAACCAUCGUGGAUAUCUACUAGAUGUAAUUUUUGAUUUUGCUUCCUAAGUAUAGAUGGCGAUACCACUUUCGUAUCUACUCAU
Psylliodes chrysocephalus is the source of this 4944-nucleotide messenger RNA. NCBI's taxonomy places the organism in Eukaryota, Metazoa, Arthropoda, Insecta, Coleoptera, Chrysomelidae. The record is from the annotation of a GenBank genome assembly.